AUGAUGGGAGUUUUACUGCGUUCGACGGGUUUUUUCUAAAACGAGAGUGCAAACGCCAUUGCGGUGGGGAUGACACUACACGAAACAGUCGAGUAGAGAGAGAGAAUAAAGUACUCGUGAUCUGUUAGUCGUGUCUUUAUCACACGUCCCCAUUUUUGAAAGUUUUGAUUAUUGACACACUGAAAAUGGCAGACGUGGAAAUUGAGGUUGGAGGUGACAUGCAAAUACCUCAACAACAAAAGGAAAAAUCUAGCACUGGGCUUGAAUUUCUGCAAAUACCACAAUUUCCACUCACUAACAUAGGAUAUCCCCAAGCUCACGAAUGGAUCAAACACAGAAAAGCUAAUAUCAGGCCAUGGUCUUUAUUUCUCAAUACAAGCAACAUAAGACCUCCUCCCAGUUUACCAAGAUUGAGUAAAAGAAUUGUAAGAAAUAUUGAGUAUUUCCAGAGCAAUUAUUUGUUCCUGUUUGUUGGAUUAGUUAUAUAUUGCUUGAUUACAUCACCAUUGUUAUUGUUUGCUGUUGCUGCAUCACUUGGAGCUUGUUACAAGGUUUCACAACGUCAUGCUAAACAAGAACUUACGAUAUUGAAUUAUAAAUUAACUCUAGCUCAAGUUUAUUCUUUGGUAGGAAUCUGUUCACUGCCAAUUUUUUAUUUAGUUGGUGCCGGCGCAGCUCUUUUCUGGGUUCUUGGUGUAUCUUGGUUUCUAAUAACUUUACAUGCAGCAUUCUACAAUAUUGAUUCAAUAUUAUGUCCAGGAGAAGACGAACUUAAUUCUUUAGUCAUGCAAGAAGUAUGAUCUUUAUUAUAAUGGAUAUAUAUAAUAAAAUCAAAUUUUAUGUAGUAUGUAGAUAAUAUAAAGUAUACAUUUAUAUAAAUUCAUGUACUAUUAAAAGAUAUAUGUAAGAUAUAAUUAGUUUUGUAACAUAAUAUGUCAAUCUUAAUUUUAAUGAUUAAC
Molecule: messenger RNA, 959 nt
Organism: Frieseomelitta varia
Lineage: Eukaryota; Metazoa; Arthropoda; Insecta; Hymenoptera; Apidae
Product: prenylated Rab acceptor protein 1
Exons: 4
Coding region: 186-800 (204 amino acids)
Cellular component (GO): Golgi apparatus
Source: RefSeq, a predicted model, not a curated record